This is a messenger RNA of Paramecium octaurelia, 493 nucleotides long. NCBI's taxonomy places the organism in Eukaryota, Ciliophora, Oligohymenophorea, Peniculida, Parameciidae. The record is from the annotation of a GenBank genome assembly.
AUGAACAGAUUAGAAGAAGCUUUGGAAAACUAUGAUUAAGCUAUUUAAAAAAAUCCAGAAGAGUCGAAUUAUUAUAAUGGCAAAGGUAUUUUAAAAAUAGAAAAAAUUAUAGCUGAUACAUUAGAUAAAAUGAACAGAUUUGAAGAAGCUUUGGAAAAUUAUGAGUCAGCAAUAUAAAUAAAUCCAGAAGAUUCAAGAUAUUACCAUAAUAAAGGUUUAAUUAAAUAUGGAUGCCAUUUUAGCGAAUACUCUAAAAAGAAUGAACAGAUUAGAAGAAGCUUUGGAAAACUAUGAUUAAGCUAUUUAAAAAAAUCCAGAAGAGUCGAACUAUUAUAAUGGCAAAGGUAUGUUAAAAAUAGAAAAAUUAUAGCUGAUACAUUAGAUAAAAUGAACAGAGUUGAAGACGCUUUGGAAAAUUAUGAUUCAACUUCUUAAAAAAAUCCAGAAGAUUCAAGAUAUUACUAUAAUAAAGGUUUACUUAAAUAUGGAUGAC